UAUCAAACGGAUUAUCCAAAUUCACAAAAAAAAAAAAAAAAAAAAAAACUCGAUGGACGUCUUUGAUCAUCUCCCGGAUCCUCUGGUUUCAGAAAUAUUGAACAAAGUCGAUGAUGUGAAGACUCUGGUACGGUGCCGUUCCGUGUCGAAGCGGUUCAACUCGUUCGUCCCUCAGUCCGAGUCUCUAGUCCUUCGACUCGAUCCCGAGUCCGACACCGAGUUCGACUCCCCCGUCAUUGGAUUCUUCCGGUCUCUCUUCAAGUCCCUCUUCCCCAGACACGCGAACCCAACCCGGCCCCCGAAGAAUCCAGCCCAGAUCUUAUCCGGGUUCGACCGGAUCCGGAAUCUGGAGAUGGUGUUACCCGGCGGCGACAUCAAGCUCGAGAAAGGUGCCGCCGUCAGAUGGAAAGCGGAGUUCGGGAAGACUCUCAGGAGCUGCGUCAUCGUCGCUUUCCGAUCCGUCACGGUUUCGACGGAAUAUACCGGCGAUGUAGACGGCGGAGUGACGGCGGCGGAGUCGGAUGCGGAGUUCGUGAGCGGGCUGAAGACGCGCGUGGUGUGGACGAUAAGCGCGUUGAUGGCGGCGUCGGCGCGUCACUUCCUGGUGAGGGAAGUGGCGAAGGAGCACAAGGGGAUGGAGUAUGUCGUUCUGAGAGACACCGAAGGGGAAGGGACGGUGGUGAUGGACGCGGAAGGGAUUAGAGAGUACGCAGCGGCGGCGCGUGGAGGUGACGACGGCGCAGAACGCUUGGGGGACGAGGAGAGAGGCCGUACAGUGGUGCCGAGCGUGAGGAUGAGUAUGAGGCACGCGCCGUCGCUGAGGCUGAAGAGCGGCAUAUGCCUCGAGGGCGCGACGCUGGUGGUGGUACGGCCGAGUGGGGCCUACACAGCAGAGGUCGCCGGAGAUGCUGAGCUGGCAACAUCGGCGUUCGCCGGAGACAACGGCGGAGAAAGCAUGUACGGGGAGGCAGUUGCGGCGCUGCUGAAGUGUAGAAGGAAUGUACUGGAGAUGAACUCGUUUUAGUUAAUGGGCCAAUAAUUGGGCCUGGUAGUGGGCUUUUUCUUUUCCACGUGUCACGUUUUUGGACCGGUUUGUAUAUUUUGUAAUAAUACACCGAGAGCCUGUACACUUGGCAUUUGGGGAUUGGUCAGUCACUACAA
This is a messenger RNA of Tarenaya hassleriana, 1161 nucleotides long. RefSeq names its product F-box protein At1g78100-like. NCBI's taxonomy places the organism in Eukaryota, Viridiplantae, Streptophyta, Magnoliopsida, Brassicales, Cleomaceae. The record is from RefSeq and is a predicted model, not a curated record. The transcript has a single exon. The coding region runs from base 53 to 1024 and encodes 323 amino acids. Gene Ontology annotation, molecular function: protein binding.